This is a messenger RNA of Myripristis murdjan (pinecone soldierfish), 6992 nucleotides long. Its product is annotated as potassium-transporting ATPase alpha chain 1. The record is from RefSeq and is a predicted model, not a curated record. Gene Ontology annotation, cellular component: plasma membrane. Gene Ontology annotation, molecular function: ATP hydrolysis activity; ATP binding; P-type sodium:potassium-exchanging transporter activity. Gene Ontology annotation, biological process: sodium ion export across plasma membrane; potassium ion import across plasma membrane; intracellular sodium ion homeostasis. The coding region runs from base 3589 to 6663 and encodes 1024 amino acids. The transcript has 26 exons. NCBI's taxonomy places the organism in Eukaryota, Metazoa, Chordata, Actinopteri, Holocentriformes, Holocentridae.
GAGGAGACCAAACCGCCACCUGAAAUCACCCGCAGCAAUGGCUUACCUUAGUAAAUUAGAUAACUUGAUGAAAGCCACACACCGACAUUCACAUGGAGCUGGCUGUCAGCGACAGUCGCGAGAAAAUGACGUCGCGUGGUUACGUAUGGAGGCUGCCGUACCACGUGAGCCGCAGGAGAGGCGAGAUAGUCACCGGCACAGGCGGCAGCGCUGCCUUUGGCCGGUCAAGCCGACGGAGCGACGAAAAUACAGAGGAAAAACAAAACAAAACAAAACAACAACAACAACAAAGAAAACCCGCUGAAGGACCAGCAUCAGCUGAUGCUAUCAAACUGGCAAAGAUCCAGAUGUUUGCCUCUCCAUCACUGACACAGAGGAAAACUGGAGAACCUCAGCUAAGAAAGCAAUUACCAGUUUCAGCUAUGUAGCUCAUGAUGAGGAGUGCGUGUGUGUGUGUGUGUGUGUGUGUGUGUGUGUGUGUCCCUAUCGCUGUCCCUGACUCUCACUCUUUUGUUACCCCAUCCUCUUUCCUCUCUUUCCCUCCUGCAUGGCUGCUCUCUCUCCUCGCAGCAGUGUGCCGUUAGAGCUGAUAAAAUUGGACUGAUAACAUUGACGCUUUGAUCACAGAGCCACUGUCACUCAGCGGUGCGCAGCACUGGAGUGAGUGACUCUAUUUAGCACUGCUUAUCUCACCUGGCCUUUAUUUACCCAGCAUGCAACAGAGUCUGAGUGUGAGCAGGAGGGGACAGAGUGACCUGUUCACUCAUCUAAGAGUGAACUUAGAUGAUAAACUUUUAAGAUCAAUUGGGAUAUUGCUCUUACUGGAUAACUGAAAUUGUAUUCAUCUAUUCUAGAGUGCACUGAAAGAUGAGGUAUAUCUAUUUGUUAGCAGUAUUAUUAACAUUUACUUACAUUAGAUAGAGUCACAGUAUUGUAACCUAUCAGCUACCGUGCACCUACCUCCUCAACCACUACUAAUGUAAUUGUCCUUCUUUCAAAGGCUCUUGAUAUCACGUUACGAGGGCUGCUGACGCAUGUUUGAAAAAGCCUGUCGCAGCGCCGGGUAGCACUGACCCAGAGAGCCUUUCACUGAACAGUCCUGUCCUUGAUCAUAAACCAAACAAACGAUAGACUUUUGUUUCAUUAAGAGGCUAAACAAUAAACAUGCUAACUCAUUUCAGUUUUGGUUUCAAGUAAUUAUUGAAGCGGAGAGGGUGAGCGGUGGAGAAACAAAUUAAGUAACUACUUUGGGGCAAUUAAAUCAGUCAUUAAGGUUACUUAAUUAGUUACAUAUAUUAAUUAGUAAGUUCAUUGAAAAAUUAGCAGAUAACAGGCAAGCAUCCUCAUCAUUAUUUUGCUUCUCUUUCCCUUUGGUCCCUUCAGUCUUGUGUCUCCUCCUCCUCCUCAUACUGCUAAUCUGCUGCCUCCUUUCAUGCAGGUCAGUGCUUCAGUCCUGAGCACCCAGAGCCCAGCUGGCUUUCUGUUCAGCCACCUAAUCAGGGACUAUUUUACACUGGGGAAGCACGGUGCACACAGUUAAUUACAAAAUAAUUCCAGAGCGCUCUGUGUCCCACUGACGAAGGCAGAGCUGAAGGCUAUGUUUAAUUCUUCUAACAGUGGUUCUGGAGAACUGCUGCCCUGCUGUUUUUUAAUCCAACCAGGUAGUUAAUUGCGUUCCCCAUGCAUCUCAGGUGGACACCAUUCCCUCAUUAAACAGCUAGAAUGGAAACCAGCAGGAGUGUUGUACUCAUAGCCCAGGAUUGAGAGCCACGCUGUAAAACCUUUGACAAGUUAAUUAAAAGAAGACAUGUUUCUCAACUGGUGGUGCACUUCUGCCAAAAUCAAACUUCCAAAGCGAAUCCAUUUGUGGAUUGUUUGGAAGUGCUGUUUCACUUGAGGCCUAUUAACAUCACACAAGAGCAAACACAAUUAUAUUUUCUAGGCAGGUGCCAAUUUUUCUCUUUUUGUCAUGCUGCUUUUGUAGAAUUCAAAUUUGAGUUCUUAAAAAUCACAGGAAUAACACAUAAAAUCGGUUUUGGGGAGGUUUGGUGUUGGGAAAGUUUCAAGGUGGAUUCAGGUGGAGGGCAGAGGGAGUGUGCGGCCGUGCGGGCAGACCAGCAGCCAGCCUGCAGGAAGAGAAGACAAACUCAGGCUAUGUUGACAUUCCUCUGGUGACGGCUUUGUUUCCUCUACACCGAGGGGCUGUGAGUGAUAGCAGGUGCAGCUGCUGAUGAGCUCCAGCUGUAGGCAGUUGUUUCCCUGACAUCUCUCCCCUCCUCUGUGUUUGGCUGUGCAGGCGGUGUGCGUGUUUGGCCUGGUUGUACAGCACCUGGGCUAUGAAUUUGAUUAAAAAAAAGGACCCUGAGGCUGCAUUCACGAACAUACUCUUGAUAAAUCUCAAGAAAUGACAUAAGAAGGAUUUUUAAGAUGUUCUUAAAAGCAUUUUCCAAGUAACAGUCUCAUUUCUUGUGAACCUCUUUAAUUGUCCUACUUUUCCUACUUUAGACAUGAGACAUUGGCCUGAGUGAAGUAAAGCUUCAAAAUAAAAGUAUUUUUUAAUAUUACUUGUAGGGAAAUAUUUGAAGACAUUGAACUAUAACUUAUAUCUCUAAAAUUUGUUUGGAUGUAUAAAAUUAAUGGCUUGACUUCUCUAGGAAUUUUAUGACAGGUAAAUGGCUGUAUUCUAUUUUUUUUUUUUAAGAAUCUUUCUUUCUUAGGCUUCUUAAGUAAGUUAAAAAUAUAUAAGAUUUUUGUUCUUUUUUCAAGGCUAAAGUCAAAACAAGAAAUGGCACUGGUUCUGGGAAUCUGUCCUUUGGUUUUGCUUUCCGAGAAGUCCAUUUGUACAUCGCCACACAUUGAUGUAGCAGCAGUGGCCUGAAGUUAAGAGGUGCUUGGUCGUGAUCAAGACGUUUUCAAUCCUCAGAUGAGCAAAACGGUUUUGGGUGGGUGUGAAAACAGGAAAGGUGGUAAUACCACUGCUAAUGUGCCCUUUAGCAGGGCACUCAACCCCAAUUGGACCAGAUGAACCGCUCAGUCGGAGAGAGUGUUGGUGCUGGGCGGCUCUGAGGUGUGUGUUCAUGUAGCCCAAUGUCAGUCAGCCAGCUGAGAGUGACAUUGGUCUGUUUUAACCUUCACUGUUCCUCCACUCUUUACUCCAAUCAGUUUAUCAGGAACAGAAACGUGCGGAGGGGAGAUAAGAGAUACCAGAGACAGAGCGGCCAAAGCAUAGGUUCUGAUAGGAGUGUGUGGGUGACAUGGGUGACCUGGCUAGGGGUGACAUUGUUGCUACUGGAGGUGCCAUUUUACAGAGGGUGGAGUAUUGAAAUGUGUGUUUUAAUGUGUGUGUGUUUGCAUCUCCAUGGGUAUUUGUACGCAUGCACACACAAACGGGGGGGUCAGGGUAUAUAAACUUUUUCCAGAAACGUGUUCCUGUUUCUGGUCAUUGUGUGUGGGGGAGAAACACAGUGUGUGUCUGUGUGUGUUUGGGACUGGACCUAAGUGAUAGCCAAGAUUUCGGGGGCGAAGAAGGAUCGAGUGGUCUGGACCUCCAUUGAUUUAGGAGAGGCGUCCCCAAUCACACCAGCAGCCAUGAGUAAAAAGGACGCCUACAACAUGUUCGAGAUGGAUGGAGAGAUGGAUGGGAAGGUGAAGAAGACCAAGAAGAUGAAGAAGAAGGAGAAGCUGGAGGGCAUGAAGAAGGAGAUGGACAUUGACGACCACGAGAUUACAAUAGAAGAGCUGGAAAUGAGAUACAACACUAGUAUCACCAAGGGUCUGACCACCACCUUCGCUCAUCAGGUUUUGGAGAGAGAUGGGGCCAAUGAACUGAAGCCUCCUAAAGGAACUCCAGAGUAUGUGAAGUUUGCCAGGCAGCUGGCCGGAGGCCUGCAGUGUCUGAUGUGGGUCGCUGCUGUCAUCUGCUUCAUCGCCUUCGGAAUUGAACUUGCAAGAGGAAACUUCGCCAGCUUUGACGAUCUGUACCUUGCCAUCACCCUAAUUGCUGUUGUUGUGGUAACUGGUUGCUUUGGUUACUACCAAGAGUUCAAGAGUACUAACAUCAUCGCCAGCUUCAAGAACUUGGUGCCGCAGCAAGCACUUGUAAUCCGUGAUGGCCAGAAGAAUCAGAUCAACGCUAACCAGUUGGUGGUGGGGGAUCUGGUGGAGAUCAAAGGAGGAGACAGAGUCCCUGCUGACAUACGCAUCAUCACUGCUCAAGGUUGCAAGGUUGACAACUCAUCUCUGACAGGAGAGUCUGAGCCACAGACCAGGAGUCCAGAAUGUACUCAUGAGAAUCCACUGGAGACCAGAAACAUUGCUUUCUUUUCCACCACCUGUCUGGAAGGUGUAGCUACAGGUAUGAUUAUUAACACAGGUGACCGUACCAUCAUUGGCCGGAUUGCCAGUUUGGCUAGUGGAGUCGGCAAUGAGAAGACACCCAUCGCCAUUGAAAUCGAACAUUUCGUUGACAUCAUUGCCGGCUUGGCAAUCUUUUUCGGCUUCACCUUCUUUGUGGUCGCCAUGUUUAUCGGAUAUGCCUUCCUGGAAGCUAUGAUCUUCUUCAUGGCCAUCGUGGUGGCGUAUGUGCCAGAGGGGCUGCUUGCUACAGUUACUGUGUGUCUGUCUCUGACUGCUAAACGACUAGCCAGUAAGAACUGUGUUGUGAAGAACUUGGAGGCUGUGGAGACACUCGGCUCCACCUCAGUGAUCUGCUCUGAUAAGACCGGCACACUGACCCAGAACAGGAUGACUGUUGCUCACCUUUGGUUUGACAACCAGAUCCACGCUGCUGAUACCACAGAGGAUCAGUCAGGUCAGAGCUUUGACCAGUCAUCAGAGACGUGGCGCUCUCUGGCAAGGAUCGCUGGCCUGUGUAACAGAGCGAUAUUCAAACCAGAUCAAGAGGGAAUACCCAUUCCUAAGAGGAUUGUGGUCGGAGAUGCAUCAGAGACGGCUCUGCUGAAGUUCACAGAGCUCACCAUUGGCAACAUCAUGGACUACCGCAACCGCUUCAAGAAGGUGGUGGAAGUGCCCUUUAACUCUACCAACAAGUUCCAGCUGUCUAUCCAUGAGUUGGAGGACCCUCUGGACCUGCGCUACCUCUUGGUGAUGAAAGGGGCCCCGGAGCGUAUCUUAGAGCGUUGCUCCACCAUACUAAUCAAAGGCCAGGAGCUUCCUCUGGACGAACAGUGGAAAGAAGCCUUCCAGACGGCUUACAUGGACCUGGGAGGACUGGGAGAAAGAGUGCUGGGUUUCUGUCACCUCUAUCUCAAUGAGAAAGAGUUUCCUCGUGGCUACCGUUUUGAGUCUGAUGACAUGAAUUUCCCCACGUCGGGACUGUGCUUUGCCGGUCUCAUCUCCAUGAUAGACCCACCCCGAGCCACUGUACCUGAUGCAGUGAUGAAAUGUCGUACUGCUGGUAUCAGGGUUGUCAUGGUGACUGGAGACCAUCCAAUUACAGCAAAGGCAAUAGCAGCCAAUGUUGGUAUCAUCUCAGAGGGUAGUGAAACAGUGGAAGACAUUGCCACAAGGAAACGCAUACCUGUAGAGCAAGUCAACAAAAGGGAUGCUCGUGCAUGUGUGAUCAACGGCGGUCAGCUGAAGGACAUGACCAGUGACGAGUUAGACGAGGCACUGCGCAAUCAUCCUGAGAUGGUGUUUGCCAGAACAUCUCCUCAGCAGAAACUCAUUAUUGUGGAGAGCUGUCAGCGACUGGGCUCUAUCGUCGCGGUGACAGGUGAUGGUGUGAAUGACUCUCCGGCUCUUAAAAAGGCAGACAUCGGCAUCGCCAUGGGGAUCGCUGGGUCAGAUGCUGCUAAGAACGCUGCAGACAUGAUCCUGCUGGAUGAUAACUUUGCUUCUAUUGUCACUGGAGUGGAGCAGGGCCGUCUCAUCUUUGACAACCUCAAGAAAUCUAUUGCCUACACUCUAACCAAGAACAUCCCAGAGCUGACACCCUAUCUGAUCUACAUCACCGUCAGUGUGCCUCUUCCUCUGGGCUGCAUCACCAUCCUCUUCAUCGAACUGGCUACUGACAUUUUCCCAUCUGUCUCUCUGGCCUAUGAGAAAGCAGAGAGCGAUAUCAUGCACCUGAAGCCCAGGAACCCUCGACGUGAUAGGCUGGUCAAUGAAGCUCUGGCUGUCUACUCAUACUUCCAGAUAGGAGCCAUCCAGUCUUUUGCAGGGUUUACAGAUUAUUUCACAACCAUGGCCCAGGAGGGUUGGUAUCCACUUCUGUGUGUUGGGCUUCGUUCUCAGUGGGAGGAUGUCCAUCUCCAGGACUUACAGGACAGCUAUGGACAGGAAUGGACCUACAGUCAGAGGUUGUACCAGGAGUAUACCUGCUACACCGUGUUUUUUGUCAGUAUUGAGAUCUGUCAGAUCGCAGAUGUGCUGAUCAGGAAGACCCGACGUCUCUCUGCCUUCCAGCAAGGCUUCUUCAGGAACCGUGUCCUCGUAACUGCCAUCGUCUUCCAGCUAUGCCUGGGUAAUCUGCUUUGUUACUGCCCUGGAAUGCCCAACAUCUUCAACUUCAUGCCUAUCAGGGUCCAGUGGUGGUUUGUUCCCCUUCCAUAUGGUAUUCUAAUCUUUGUCUAUGAUGAGAUCAGGAAAUUAGGAGUCAGGAGAUAUCCAGGAAGUUGGUGGGAUCAGGAGUUGUACUAUUGAGAGCAAAGCCAUUCAUUCAUCUAUCUCCACGUGUCCAUGCACACACUGUUCAUGUACAGAACGCUGCAAACCUAACACACCCUACACCAUCCACAAGUCUCCAAUGUCUCUUUCCUGUAUCUCUUUUUAAUCUAUGUUUUUAUAGCUUAAACCAUCUUUCAAUAUUAUUUUAACAUUUACCUGUAGAGUCUAAACAAAGCAGGAAGGAAAUCAUCGAGAGUCAUCACUGAAUAAUUGAAGUAAGACAAAUUUGUUCAAUCUCUUUGGCUGUGUCUGCAUCGUAUUUAUACUAAUAAAGAAUGUUCUGACUGUUAAAGAUCCCAAAGCGA